This is a messenger RNA of Mya arenaria, 2926 nucleotides long. RefSeq names its product hillarin-like. Bases 254 to 2548 code for a protein of 764 amino acids. NCBI's taxonomy places the organism in Eukaryota, Metazoa, Mollusca, Bivalvia, Myida, Myidae. The transcript has 8 exons. The record is from RefSeq and is a predicted model, not a curated record.
UUUGAUCUUAUUAAGAAAUAAACUCGACUUUCUUUUCGUUCAAGCGAUUUAAGAACUAAUGACCACUCACAGGAAAAUAAAUAACGUGAUUCAAGAGAUUAUUAUUCGUAAAACGUUAUCAUACGAACGGCUUAGCUGAUUUUUUUAGAAUAAUUCAUACUAAGUUUAAUGCACAAAUAAGCAAAUAUCAAGAAAGCGUAAUAAACGUGCACGAUUAUCCGCGUGACUGAGGAGACGCAGCCAGAGGGCAGUUAUGGGUAGCGGCAAUAGCAGGGCGGCCCGGCCCCGCUCAUCCGUCCGCUUCAUGCCACGGGAGCCACUUCAGGAAAGGUUUACUAUCCCGGAAGUGGAAGAGGGGUACCCGCCGAUAAAACACGCCACCACGCCGAAAAAGGACAUCUACGACCCUAAAACAAACAGAGACAUCUACUUCCACGCCAGAAAUGCACCGAGGAGCGUUGAAGAUUCCUGGGAGUCACUUGUGGGCUACCUGACGUCCAUUUACCGGACGGACAUGAUGAAGGUGCGCUCGAUCUUUUCGUGGCUCGGCGUGCAAGAGAUGGAAACGGACUCCUAUCUCUUCGUGUCCAACCCUUCCAGCGUGGAGGACAGCACGCCCCGGGGAUAUAAAAAGGUCAUCGCCAACCGGGAGGGCUCUUACGCAACGAUGUUCGCACUCAUUUGCAGAAAAGCUGGUAUCAAAUGUGCAGUAAUUAAUGGAAUUUCCAAAGGUUUCGGUUACGGUGUUGGUGAAACAGACGUGACGCAACUACGGGACCGCUGGAACGCCGUUUACGUGGACGGCUGGCGGUUUAUCCAUCCGCUAUGGGCCUUCAAGAACAUCAUCAGCUACAAGCGGGGUCGCUGGGUACCCGGUGCGCAGGCGGACCGGAACAAAGUGGUUCUUGAGGAUAUCACUGACGAGGACAGUGCGCAGACGGUGGAUCAUGAUUUUAACGAGUAUUACUUCUUUGUGGAACCGGAGGAGCUAAUCAGUGUCUGUCUGCCGGACGAUGCUAGAUGGCAGAUGGUCACACCAAAUAUUAACACUGAAACAUGGAUUCAUUUGCCACUGCUGAUGAAGAGAUUCCACAUGGAAGGUUUCAAAAUAUCUGGGGAAUUUAAAUCCAGCCUGAAAACAAAAGACGGCGUUUGUGGACUGGUUGUUAGAUCACCGAAGUCUGACGACAUUGAAUACCAACUUGCCCAUGAUUUCUUCUUUAACUAUACGGGAGACAGACCGAUAUUUGAAGAAGCAAUAUUCCUCCGAAAUUUUCUCCUGAUGGCAAGAGAUGCUAAGGAAAAGAAAUGGAUAUUCGAGGCUCGGAUGCCUAUCGCCGGGACCUACCGAAUCACGGUGUACGGCGGUCCCUCUACCCAGACGACCCUCCCCUGGAUCUGCGAUGUCGCCAUUGUGUGUGAUGAACCGAUGAAUAAACUCAAGCCCUACCCAGACACGCCGCCUUUAGGGUUUGGUCCGGUGUCCAUGACAGAAAUGUACGGCCUGUCUAAUCCUUCACACCCAAAUGGGAUGCUGUUUAUCAAACCACGUCAGACGUAUCACAUCACCUUUAAACUCAACAAAACUAUCAAAACAAAGGCGAAGAUGAUCGGAAAACACGUGGAUAAGGAUGAGAUGGAGAAAUGGGUGAAGUGUACGAUCAACAACCAGUCGUCCCACAGCAUUGUGGACAUCAUGGUGCACCUCCAGCGGGAGGGUGAGUACUCCCUGCGGGUGUACGGGAAGGCCCGGGAGAUAUCCGGUCGCAAAAAAUGGGAGAACAUCGUCAACUACUACCUCAGCACCGACCCACCUAGGGAAAACGGACUCAUCGUCAAAGACAAGGCAUAUAAGACGGCGACUGAAAUCAACGCCCGUAAGGCCCUAGAGGAGGCCCGAAAAGGAAAAGACCUGUACGAGCUCAAGACGGCCAUCUCCCAGUUCGAGCAGAAGGGCUUCAAGGAGGAGGCAGGCGACUUUGGCAAGGCCUCCCUAAAAAUGGAGUACCUCGAACUAGCCAAGGGAUUAAAAGACGCCAUCAAUCGUCGUAAUUAUGAGCUGCUCGUAAAAUCCAUCGAGAAGGCGGAGAGCUCCUGCCACUCCGAACGUCUGACGAAUCUGAUUGCAAACGCUCAAGAGGUGCUCCAGGGGCUGGCGCCGUGGAACAAGUUCCUGCACGACGUGCUGGAGAUGCGACAGUCCACCAUCUCUGAGUUGACCAGCUACCUGACUCCGUCAUCCGCUGUCCACGACGUCCUCACCGCCACACUCGUCAUGCUGGGGAAUAACAGCGAGGACCUUAAGAAAUGGGACAAUGUGAAGAUUCGGUUUAAGCGGACCGGAAGUGAAAGCAUCCUUCGCCGUGUCCGCGAAUUUGACCCGACAACUCUGACAGAGGAGAUAAAGGCGGAAGUAAGCGGCCUUUUGGCACCCUAUACGGAAGAAACUGUCUUAACAUCCAGUGCUGGUGCUGCCACGUUCUACAAAUGGAUGGCAAGUAUACUUGGCAUUACCAGUAUGGUUGAGCAGGAAGUGGCCACAGACUAGCUAUACCGGUAAAUGAAUCAGAGUGCACCAGGCGGAAACAGCCACCGGGGUCUUCUAUAACAUCAAUCUGUUAUGUGUCGGUGCCUACCGAAUAUUCCUAACCUAAGUUGGAAGUGAACUGAAUAAUAAAACUGACAUUGUUAAUUUUCAUAUGUCCAAUUGUGAUACUGCAAAAUAUAAACAAUACAUAUAUAUGACAACGAGUGUAUUGUCAAUGAAAAGGAACCAGCGCUUCUUGGAAAUAGCACAAUGAUUAUGUGUUGGUUUUCAUACUGUAUAUGUUGUACAUACGUCAGUCUCGUCAUCUUUAAAACUGUUUACCAUUGAUUAGUAAUGGUGUCUUAUCUGUGUAAAUCUGGAAUAAAUGUGACUACCCUC